This is a messenger RNA of Penicillium odoratum, 1650 nucleotides long. RefSeq lists its product as uncharacterized. NCBI's taxonomy places the organism in Eukaryota, Fungi, Ascomycota, Eurotiomycetes, Eurotiales, Aspergillaceae. The transcript has 8 exons. Gene Ontology annotation, molecular function: CoA-ligase activity. The record is from RefSeq and is a predicted model, not a curated record. Bases 1 to 1650 code for a protein of 549 amino acids. Gene Ontology annotation, biological process: secondary metabolic process.
AUGGAGAAAAUAUUCCGUUCUGUUCUCCCGCCUUAUGCCGUCCCAGAGGGCAUGUCCCUUGCGGAGUUCUUGAACACCUACAACCCGGAUGUGGUCAACCAUGACAAAAUCAUUGUGGAGGACCUGGAGACCCCAAAUAAAAAGAUCACUUACGGAGGUCUUCGAAAACAGGCUGCUAUUGGCGCUGCUGUGCUCAGACACCACUACAAUCUUGCACCAGGUGAUACUGCAAUUAUCUACUCGACCAAUUCCGUCGACUACUCCCUGUUUGCUCAUUCUAUCAUGUGGAUGGGAUGCGUCAUUGCUGGAAUCAAUAUUGCCUGGUCUGGCGCAGAGCUAGGUAAUGCGAUCAGCGUUGUUGAGCCGAAGAUUAUCGCCGUUGAGCCGCAUCUCAAGAAGCGAAUGCUUGAUGGGUUACAAAAAGCUGAAGGGCUGAAGCAUACCCCCACUAUAGUGGAGCUCGGGGACGAUGAAGGGGCUUUUCCUCGGUCAUUCAUCGAUCAGCCUCCGGCAGGCUUGAAUCCAUUGCCUCCAUUCAAUCUUACGGGACAGGAUAACAGAAAACACCCCUGCCUGAUUCUUUUCAGCUCAGGAACAACCGGUAAUCCCAAGGCUGUUCUCCUGAGCCACCACAAUCUCAUCGCGCAUUUGUCCGGAGCGCGAAUCAGUGAUCCGUGGCUGAACAACUGCAAUGCUCGAGAAAUAUUCUUUGCACCAUUUGCCCACAUGCUUGGCGUAUUGGGCGCCAUGAUUGUCCCUACUUUUGUGGGCUCGUACAUCGGUGUUAUGAGACAAUACACCCUCCCCAAAUACAUCAGGGCAUGUGCCGAGGCCAAAGCGACAAUCAUGAAAGUUGUGCCUAGUGUAGCAGUGGCUUUUGUUCAACAUCCCUUGGCGCAGGAAUUUGACCUCUCGAGUAUCUCAUAUAUCCUGACUGCUGGUGCCACAUUGCAGCCUGAAGUGGUCCAGAAGUUACAGAGUGUAUUCAAAGGUGUACACUUUGUUCAAGGAUAUGGCAUGAGUGAGACUGGAGUCGCCACGUUGCCACAUCUCAAAUCGAUAGAAAAGUCAGGAAGUGUAGGCAGAGUGUUACCUCAGGUCGAAAUCCGCAUUGUUGAUGAGCAUCUCAUGGACGUGGAGGCUGGAAAGCCUGGCGAGGUUCUGGUCAGAGGACCCACGGUCUUCAUGGGGUAUAAAAAUAACGAAAAAGCAAACAAAGAAACAUUUCACAACGGUUGGAUGAGAACCGGCGAUGUUCUAUCAAUGGACGAUGAUGGAUUUCUGUGGUUCCAGGAGCGCCGAAAGGAGAUGAUCAAGGUGAAAGGACAUCAAGUUGCCCCCUCCGAGCUUGAAGGCAUCCUCGGCUCUCACCCGCAAGUAAUCGAGGCUGCUGUCUGUGGUUAUUGGGAUUUUGAACGUCAAACCGAAUGGCCAAUUGGCUAUGCGGUCUUGGCUCCUUCGGUACCAGUGAGUGAGCGUCGACGGGUAUUGAAUGAGAUCCAAGCAUGGGUGAAUCAACAUAUCGCGCCAUAUAAACGGCUACGUGGUGGGCUACAUUAUAUUGAAGCCCUGCCAAAGAAUCCGACGGGAAAGCUUCAGCGCAGUCAACUUCCCAUCAAGCUUGCUGAAAAGCGGAAAAACAAAGUGUAA